Molecule: messenger RNA, 1005 nt
Organism: Penaeus indicus
Lineage: Eukaryota; Metazoa; Arthropoda; Malacostraca; Decapoda; Penaeidae
Product: keratin, type II cytoskeletal 2 epidermal-like
Exons: 2
Coding region: 1-1005 (334 amino acids)
Source: RefSeq, a predicted model, not a curated record
AUGGAAGGAGAAUUGUGCAAUUUGGUAAUGACUCAUUCACUACAGAUUCUCUCGGCACUCGUAGCCACAGUAUACACGAAACCCCAAGGCUACAAUUUGGCCUCGCCAUCGGAAAGCGGAUUCUCCCAUGGUGGAAGUCACUCAUCUGGAAAUGGCUUCUCUAGUGGCGGCGGAGCCUCCGGUGGAGGAUUCCCAAAUGAUGGUGGAGUCUCUGGUGGAGGAUUCUCAAGUGGCGAUGGAAUCUCUGGUGGAGGUUUCUCCGAUGGAAGUGGUAGCGGUAGCGAUGGUGGGUGUCGUGAUGGAGAGAUCCUGCAUGUGGAUGGAUCUUGCGUAGUUCCUGUAAUCACGAGAAACGUUUUCCUGUAUGUUGCUCCUGAACAACCUCAGCAACCAAGCGGUCUACCACCAAGUGUCCCACCACCAAGAGUUGACCAUAACAUUCUGUUCGUGCGUCUUCCUGAAGGAGAAGUAGGACCUGAACCCAUCAUUGUUCCUCCAACAAGGCAAGAGAAUAUCGUGUAUGUCUUGAACAAAAACGACGGAGAAGGAGGCCAGCGAGUAAUCGAGGUUACUGCUCCUCCAGCUACCAAUCCUGAGGUUUACUUUGUUAAUUACGAAGAGGGAGAGAACCCAACUCUUCCUAUUGGUGUGGAUCUUGAGACUGCUCUUAACGCUGCCGCUAGUGCUGGUGGUCAAGUGAUCGGAGGCGCCGGAGGAUCAGGUAGCUUUGGAGGGGAUGGAGGAUUCGACGGCAGUGGGGCAGGUGGUUUCGGUGGAGAUGGAGGAUUUGGCGGUAGUGGAGCAGGUGGCCUUGAAGAUCGAGGAUUCAGCGGUGCAGGUGGAGUAAGUGGAGGAUUCAGUAGUGCAGGUCGAGUAAGUGAAGGCUUCAGUGGCUUAAGUGGAGGAACCGGAGACUUUGGCGGAAGUAGAGCAGGAAGUAGUGGAGAAUUUGGAGGGAGCGGAAGCAGCGGUGGUUCUCCGUCAACCCUAUAUUCUGGCCCUUAA